Apiotrichum porosum is the source of this 2283-nucleotide messenger RNA. RefSeq lists its product as uncharacterized. The record is from RefSeq and is a predicted model, not a curated record. The transcript is spliced from 3 exons. Gene Ontology annotation, molecular function: Arp2/3 complex binding. Gene Ontology annotation, cellular component: actin cortical patch. Lineage: Eukaryota; Fungi; Basidiomycota; Tremellomycetes; Trichosporonales; Trichosporonaceae. Gene Ontology annotation, biological process: actin cortical patch assembly; endocytosis; actin cortical patch localization. Bases 1 to 2283 code for a protein of 760 amino acids.
AUGCCCCGCGACCCAUCGACGCUCGCACAUCAGCACAACCCUCACGGGUAUGCCCCGCACGCCCGCUCCAACGGCCAUUCGCUCUCCACAUCCCACUCGUCCACCCACACCCGCCGCCGCUCGCGCGACCACCGCGCACCGCCGCCCGUCCCCGCCGCUGUCGCCUCGCUCUCCCUCGCAGCGCCCACAGCGUCGGGCUCGGGCUCGGUGUCGGGGACAAGCAGCGUCGGGUCCGGGUCGGCAUUGUUGCUCAGCGGCGAAGGGAACGGCCGCGCCGCGGGGAAUGGCGCCCCGGGCGUCAUGGGCUACCCCGAUGGAAACGGGCACGGGGGUCAUGAAGGAGCAGACCUAGACCUCGACGGGACCGCUGGCGCCAACGGCAGCAGCCACGAUGCCGACGACGCCGAUGUGGUCGUUGUCGGUGCCGACUACGACCCCGUCGGCGUGUACGACCGUGUGACGUCGCGCGACACGUUCUGGAACGAGCUGGACCACCUCCUCACGCUCCCCGAGGCGUGUGGGCUCGAGCAGCUCGACAGCACCUUCCGGCUGUUUGUGAGCGUGUGCGGCGCCUUCCAUGACCAGUACCUCCGCGAUGGCGCAGACAUGAACGCCAUCAUGGACAUGCUCCUCGACAGCGAGCUGUUCGAGUUCCACUACGAACGCAUGGUCAGCAUCAUGAUGGCCGAUGCUCAAGAGAACACCAACCCGCACGAGCUGUACAUCUGGUACCACAUGAUCCUCUUUUAUGGCCAGCGACACCCGAGCCUGUUCCGCUCGCACCGUAAAUGGCAAAAGUUGCUACCAACGCUCGGCGAGGUGGUGGGCCUCGACUAUGAGGACGCCUUUGUGUUUGGCCUACCGCCCAUCGAGAGCCGCCUGCGACUGCCGGCAACGUACCUCAUGUACGAGGUGUGCCGCGUGCAAAAGCUCGACCACCACGAGCUGUCGCAGUUUGACGACCGGUUCAUUGACCACAUGUUUGAAAUGGUCGAGACGACGCGCGACCAGCAAGACGAGCGACUGAACUAUGCGGUGAUCAAGCUGAUUGUCGCCCUCAACGAGCAGUUCAUGGUCGCCACGCUGCCGAAACGGCACAGCAAGAAUCCCGCACACCACCACAUCCAAGGGUCGGCAUCGGCGUCUGCGUCGACAGUCACUCUGCCGUUGCCGUCCACUGCCGGCGAGGGCGGCCUGCAGGUUACCGAGAAGCGGCCGCGCGCACACAGCGUCGCGCCCGCCACCCCGCGCGAGGACAACGCCGAGGACGCCAAAAAGUACAACCGCGUGCUGGUUGUCCUCAUGCGCCGGCUGGGGUCGAGCAAGACGUUUGGCGAAAACGUCAUCUUCAUGCUGAACCGAGCCGAGAACACGUCCGAGGGCCUGUGCAUGCAGCUGCUCAUCCUCAAGAUUCUCUACCUCCUGUUCACGACCCCGGGCACACAAGAGUACUUUUUCACAAACGACCUGCGCGUCCUGCUCGACGUGUUCAUCCGCGCGCUCGUCGACUUGGGCGAGGAGCACGAGGCGCUGCGACACACGUACCUGCGUGUCCUGUACCCGCUCCUCUGCCACACGCAGCUGCGGGACGACCCGUACAAGCGGCCCCAGAUCCGGCUCAUUCUCCAAUCGCUCAUCUCCAACGGCCACUUUCGGGACAUUGGCACCACGACGCAGCGUCUUGUCGAGCGGUGUCUCGCAGAGGCCGACCCGGAAAAGGCAAAGGCCGCAGCAGCCCGUCCACCCCACCACGGCCACCACCCAGCACACCGCUCGGCGUCCGACCCCAUCCGCAACCUCAGCAGCAUGCCGUCGGCCCCGCGCCAGAUCAGCCACGAUGUUAUCGCGACCACGACCAGGAACCGCGACCGCCUGUCGCCCGACUCGGCCAUGUCGCUCGGCUCCGUCGCUGCCGCCCUGCCCUGUGGCCCCGACGGCGGCAGCAGUAGCACGUCGGUGUACACGUCCAACGACCCUGUGCGCGUCACCUCGCUCAUUGACGUGUCGGGCGCGCUGGAACGGCCCGGGUCGGCGGCGUCGAUCAACUCGCCCGUCGACCGGAGUGCCGCGGGCACACCGCAGCCGCGCGCCCAGCGCCGGCGCGCGCCGCUGCCCCCGCCCAAGCGGAAGAACUCGAGCACGAGCCAGCUGAGCGUCGGGAGCAGCACAGACGACGACGAGGGCGGCGGGGUGCCGCCCGACGAGCUCGUCAAGCUCGGCGCGGCGGGCGUGCCGCCCACGGUCAUUGAGGCGUCCGCGUCCUGGGUCACGUUUACGGCCUAG